Messenger RNA from Polypterus senegalus (gray bichir), 6602 nucleotides. RefSeq names its product ATPase cation transporting 13A2 (gene atp13a2). Gene Ontology annotation, biological process: regulation of mitochondrion organization; autophagosome-lysosome fusion; intracellular calcium ion homeostasis. NCBI's taxonomy places the organism in Eukaryota, Metazoa, Chordata, Cladistia, Polypteriformes, Polypteridae. Bases 333 to 3758 code for a protein of 1141 amino acids. The transcript has 29 exons. Gene Ontology annotation, cellular component: membrane. Gene Ontology annotation, molecular function: P-type ion transporter activity; ATP hydrolysis activity; ATPase-coupled monoatomic cation transmembrane transporter activity. The record is from RefSeq and is a predicted model, not a curated record.
CUCAAGGAGCAGGUUUUGAUGUUCCUGUAAGUUUUCUAACAACUGAUUUGUGUUCUCAGCAGGUGGGACUGGUAGCCUUGUGGCGGAGGUGGAGUUAGGGCACCUGUAGACUGAGGGGUGGGGCCACGUGAGCGCGCUGCCGGUGAUUAAGACAGGACGGUGCAGGGGUGCGGCGUUUGGCUCAGCUGUUCCGGAUUUAUCCCAAGUGGACUUUGUCGUGAGGGUGACGGGGAGCCCCGCCGUUAUACGAUAGCAGUAAGCUGCUGCCAGAGCAGCGCCCUGUGCUGCAAUCCUGCUACGGGACGGCGCGGGAGCAGAGCCCCAAGGAGUCGAUGGAUUUGAGGGGCUACCAAAAGGUGCUAUGGCGUGUCAUCCUGUGCCAUCUCUUUACUGUACUCACUGCCGGUCUGCCUCUCAUUCUGUUUCAUUGGAAGCCUCACAUUGCUGUCUUUAUCAAGUGCCACUCAUGCACAUUGCACCAAGCUGACUAUGUCAUCAUCCAGGAUUCUUCGGGGCAGUGGUAUACUAUUGACAUCAUCACAGAAGAGACUGAUGAAGAAAGUGUGGUGCAUCCUGGAAUUGACCUAGAAGAGGAUGAUUGGCGAGACACAGUGCAGCUUCACAAAGAGCAGAAAACAGUCCUUCGUUAUUAUACCUUUGAAGGAAUGCGCUACAUAUGGAUGCCAAAAAAAGGAGGCUUCUACAAAGUGAGCACACUUGAUGAAAACUGGACCAUUGGAGAUGUUCACAGACGAAAGAAAGGACUCAGCCUGCAGGACCAGGCCUCCAAGAGGAAAAUAUAUGGACAAAAUCUGAUAGACGUGCCAGUGAAGUCUUACUUCUCUCUCCUUAUCGAUGAGGUGCUGAACCCAUUUUACCUUUUCCAGAUUUUCAGUAUUAUCCUGUGGAUGUGUGAUAACUAUUAUUACUAUGCAGUGUGCAUCUUUAUAAUUUCAGUCAUUUCCAUCGGUAUUUCUCUUUAUGAAACCAGAAAGCAAAGUAUCACUUUGAGGAACAUGGCUCAUCUUACAACAAAGGUUACGAUAUUGAGAGCAACUGGAGAGCAGGCGACUGUAAGCUCCUUAGACCUGGUUCCAGGUGAUUGCCUUCUUGUGCCACAUGAAGGGAUACUCCUGCCCUGUGAUGCUGCCCUGCUCUCAGGAGAGUGUAUGGUUAAUGAGAGCAUGCUGACAGGUGAGAGUGCUCCAGUGAUGAAGACUCCUUUGCCUUUUGGCCCACAAGCCAUUAACAAAAUAUACUCUCCCAAUGAGCAGAAGAGACACACGCUUUUUUGUGGUACUCAUGUCAUUCAGGCCAAAGCAUGGGACAACAACAGAGUGUUGGCUGUGGUAGUACGAACAGGGUUUUACACAGCAAAGGGAGAUCUAAUCAGCUCCAUUCUAUACCCCAAACCAGUCAGUUUCCGUUUUUAUCAAGACUCCAUGAAGUUUGUGCUGUUCCUUGGAAUUCUGGCUCUCAUUGGCACAGUUUACAGCAUGGUAAUUCUAAGUCAAAAUAAGACCAGAUGGGAGACACUUAUCACCCGAGCACUGGAUCUCGUGACCAUCAUUGUACCACCUGCUCUGCCCGCUGCCAUGACUGCUGGUACCAUUUACUCUCAAAACCGACUGAAGAAGCAUGGAGUGUUUUGCAUUAGCCCUCCACGCAUCAAUGUCUGCGGAAAAAUUAAGCUCUUCUGUUUCGACAAGACAGGCACACUGACAGAAGAAGGGCUUGAUAUCUGGGGUGUGGUUCCUGUUAGUCAACAAGACUUUCAGGAGCUUGUUCCAGAACCCAGAAUACUCCUGCAGUCUCCAUUGCUAAGCUGCAUGGUCUGCUGCCAUACAGUCGCCCUCCUGUCAGACCGAUGUAUUGGAGAUCCUCUCGAUCUGAAGAUGAUUGAGUCAACUGGCUGGAUUCUCACAGAGCCUUCUGGAGAGGAAGACAUAGCCAAAGUGGAGCAGCAGUUUGGGAUGAAAGUGGUAUGUGUGAUGAGACCCCCAGAUAUUCAGGAUCAGCAUCAUGGCACUGAGCUUAGAGACCCUAUUGGAAUUGUCAAGCGCUUCCCUUUCUCUUCCAAUCUGCAACGAAUGAGCGUGCUCUCGAAAAAGCCAGGUGGCCCACUGGAGGCUUAUCUGAAGGGAUCACCUGAGAUGGUAGCCAGUCUUUGCAAGAGAAAUUCAGUUCCCCAGAAUUUCACAGAGACACUUAAGCAGUUUACCAGAGAUGGCUUUCGGGUGUUGGCGCUAGCGUACAAGGAAAUGACGGAUGUUACAGUGGACCCCCAAGAGGUAGAGAGAGAGUCUGUUGAGAAUGACAUGGUGUUCCUGGGACUUCUGGUAAUGAGGAAUGUUCUCAAACCUGAGACCGCUCCUGUGAUAUCCACUCUACGGAAUGCCAAAAUCCGCAUCGUCAUGGUGACAGGAGAUAAUAUACUGACUGCAGUGAAUGUGGCCCAAAACUGUGGAAUGGUAGCGACAGGAGACCGGAUCAUCUUUGUGCACGCAUCUCCCCCAGUACAUCAUAAGCCUGCCACACUUAAGUUUCUCCUGGCAGAGUCUGGAGCCUAUGGGCAGGACAGUGCAGAGGUGAUCACACAGGGCUUAUACCAACAAGGGAGUCAUUUCCUUGACCAAGGGCCAUACCACCUCGCACUGAAUGGGAAGUCAUUUGCUGUACUGUGUGAACAUUUUAGAAACAUCCUUCCCCAGAUCCUGGUACAAGGCUCCAUUUUUGCCCGGAUGGCACCUGAGCAGAAGACGCAGCUAGUUGAAGAACUCCAGGCACUCAACUACUGCGUGGGGAUGUGCGGAGAUGGUGCCAAUGACUGUGGAGCCCUAAAGGCAGCAGAUGUGGGAAUCUCCCUCUCGGAGGCUGAGGCCUCUGUUGCAUCCGCUUUCACAUCGAAGAUUGACAACAUUGAGUGUGUUCCGCUAAUCAUUCGGGAAGGCCGCUGUUCUCUCAUAACCUCCUUUGGACUCUUCAAAUACAUGGCCAUGUACAGCCUCAUCCAGUUCAUGUCUGUGCUCAUUCUGUAUUCUAUUAACACAAACCUAGGAGAUUUUCAGUUUUUGUACAUUGACCUAAUCAUUACCACCUCCAUUGCUCUUCUGAUGGGUAAAACGGGCCCUGCCAAGGAACUUUGCCCUGAGCGGCCACAGGGUAGCCUAAUUAGCAUCCCAGUUCUGGGCAGCCUUCUCCUGCAGACCUUUCUUGUCCUAGGCAUCCAGAUAGGUUGCUAUUUUAUUACCACCUCUGAGGACUGGUUUGUUCCAGUUAAUGCAACAUCUCUUUUUCCUAAAAACCUCCCCAACUAUGAAAACACUGCCCUUUUCUGUGUGUCAGGAUAUCAGUAUCUAAUAGUGGCCGUAGUUCUUUCCAAAGGAUAUCCAUUUCGGAAGCCCCUCUACACAAAUGUAAUCUUUUUGCUGGUUCUGUUGGUGCUUUUUGGACUCAUGGUUUGGAUCACCUUGCAUCCUGCAUAUUUCCUUCUGAUGAUUUUGCAACUGAAGGAGAUAGACGACAUGAACUUCAAGCUACUCCUGAUAGGAUUAUGUGCUCUCCAUUUUAUCUGUGCAUUCAUGCUGGAGAUGGCGAUAGACUAUGGAAUGCUCAAUUGCCUACGUCGCCUGCGUGGACAGAACGAAUCAAAGAAAGCAUACAAACGUCUUGAACUGUACCUCAAACAGCAGCCAUCAUGGCCCCCGUUAGAGCAGGUCAUCCAAGCUAAGCCUGGCAUCACCAUACACAUCAGCUAGCAGGCUUGGGGGGAAAAAAACACAUUUGGACAGUAAGACAACCAGUUAUCCAUUCCUUCAUUUUAAUUUAAGGAAAAUAAAAGACAAGAAAAAGAGUUGAAUAUCAUGGUGAGCUGAAAAUGACUUUUCUCCUGUGGUAUGGUUGCCAUGCCUCAACUUCUUUCUAUUUUAAGCCACAGUUUAGCACAGCAAUCGCACAGCACUGGUCAAUAUCCCAGUGUUUUCACGGCUGUGCCAGAAGUGCUUUCCUGUGGGAUUGCCCACUGUGGAGACAUCUUAUCUAAAAACCUUUCCAUCCGUUUGGCAAUGGCUUUGGUUCUAAAAUGAUAGAAUCUACCGUCUGGCUGGGCUCUGUUUUCACAAAGUGGAGGCACACGCCAGCAGCUCAGGCCAAGGAUGCUGGGUUGGCUUUAAUCAUCACUGUAUACUAUGUGUGUUGCUGCUACACUCCAUCUUAACAGGCCGUGCACUGUAUUUAAUUGGACUGUGCCAUUUUACCCCCUAUGUGAAGGUUUUGUUAAGUGCUGGGGGGUUUGGGGGGGUUCUACUUAAGUGCUACAGAACGACUCCCCCAUUCUGUAAUGAGACCAGGGUGUGGUGAUCCAGCUGCUUGAUUUUGCCUUUUUUUUAAUUUGUAAACAGUUUUAUUUAGAAAUAAGAUACACUGGAAAACUACUUUGAGAUCACCAGGGGACUCCUCCUAAGCCAGCUCCAAGCAAUUUUGGACUGAGGAUGCUUGGAAUUUCUGAGAAACCGAGACUAGUAGUUUUUUUUUUUUUUCCUUUAACCUAAUCAGUGAAGUUUUUGUACUUUUGUGUCUGAAUCCCCCAUCCUGCUGGCCUGUAGUUUUCCACAUUGGAGCAAAUGACUGGGGGCUGGGAAUUUUCUUUUUUUUUUUCUGGUCUCCUUCCAAUCCAACUCUCUAUGCCAGGCCUGCUUUUCAUUGACUUCUUCACCUGUUUCCUAGAAAUUUAGCAAAGAAAUGCAGUGUGUUCCAGUAGUUUAGUCAAUUAGACCGUUUCAAGUCUACUCAGCUCACUUGUUAAGAGAAACAGAGCAGUUAUUUUUCUCCUCUGCCAAUAUACUCUACACAAAUUCAAAGGAUGGCUUAGACAUGUAACUGGCUCAGAAACAUGCAUGGAGGUAGGUGAGGGUAAAUGAGGAACUAAUGAUAUAAUGGUAACAAGAAGGAGUGAAAAAAUUAAUAGUCCUGGAUGGGUCUGAAUACCUCCGCCUGUGUGUGGCUUCUCCCUAGCUCAGUGGAAAAGAACCUUAGUGUCUUAGCGGAUAUGGCUAACACUCUACCUCAUUAUUUUCAGGAUUGUGUUAUGUCCUUUCAGUAUUCAAGUACACGUGCCCUACACCAGGUGGGCUGCUCCAUGGCAUAAGAUGCUGAUGACCUCUUCUGUCUUUAUGUCGCUAACCCAAACCUUCCAUCUAAAGGAGCAAACUUAUUAGGAAACUAUUAAUGACCCUGUACUUCGAGUAGGCAGCAGACAAGCCUCCCAUCCUGCAUUUUGUCUGCCUGCAACUACUGUGCCUUGCCAAGAAGAAAGACUUGGACUUGACCACAUUUGGCUGGUAAGGACCCUUUAAAACCCACAUUCAGUUUUUUUCCUUAUAAGCUGAAAUGUGUUUGAAUAUUGUGGGAUGUGCAUGUCAGAUCAAAAUUAGGCUGUCAUAUGUUGGCCAUUGCCUUUGAUACACGCCUUGCCUACAAGGGUAAACAUUUAGGAUGUUGUUAAUGAGCCCCAUACCAGCUCCUAAUUUAUUUAUACUGUCUGAGCGUUACUGCUUUGUACAGGCUGCAUAGGAAUCUGGUAAGCACCACACAGUAAUGUACUCUGUAGGGACAGACAUUUGCAAUCUGUUAGCCAGACUUGUGUAACCUUCUGACACCACUCCUGUCGCUGCAGCUAGAUACAGUGACACUAUUGGCCUCUUAGGCUGUCAUGAGUGUUUACAAGUGAGCUGAAGAUACGGGAUCCCUCAAAUUAAAUUUGCGAAACACGUCAUCUGUUACAUUCUAAUAAUUCAGGACUCACACACUGCCUAAAUUAAAGAAAGAAAGAGUGAACUUUACUUGUUCCCAAGGGAAAAAUACAAAUACUGCAGACUGAGCCAUAGAAAUUCCUGCAGAAGUCCAGUAGAGUAAAAUGUAGGACAGUGAGAUGGAAGUGGUUGGAAUGAACACCAGAACAAGUGGGAAUCAACUUUGAUUCAUUCAAGUACAUUUUCCUACCGUGGUAAGGGUUUUAUAUACUUCUUAAAAUUAAUUUUGCUUUUAUAUAUGAAGGCCAAUAAUGUCUGGUGGCUGAUCUCUGUAUCCUUCUUUCUUCCCGCUAUUAUAUUUUGACUAUUAUUCUUCUUUUUAUCUUUUAAAUUUGGGGUGAAUGACAAUGUUGAUUGUAUGUGCAUGUAACAUACUUUUGUUAUUGUCUUGCAUUUAUAUGUGAAAAUGUUGUCUGCCUCUUAUUGAGAUGGCCAAUUUGGUGUCAGUAAUUUUGUAUGAAUUGUUACUUUGUACCACGUUCACAAUGUUAUUUGCUCUUCAUGCACUUUAUUUGCUAUUUACUGCAUUCUCUUUGUUAGUCAAACUUGUUGUUUUCCUUUUUUAUUCUUUAACUACCCAUCAUCUAAAAUAUUAAUACUAAGUUACCCUUGGUUUAAGGUUGACCACUUUCAUACAUGGCCUAGCUUAUAAGAACAAUUUGUACAAUCAUCUGGCAGCAACGGAUUUGUUACUAAUUGACCCAAAAACAUUGGCUGUGUACAAAUGUAGGUAUCUUUUAAAUUGCUUUUAUUAUAAUCUUACAAGUAACAUAAUAAAAUUUAUAAUAUAGA